AUGGCAUCUCGCAAGGUCAUUUUGAUUACUGGUGGAAACGGUGGACUUGGCUACGAAGCCGUCAAGGCCUUCUUUGAAUCUGACAAAGCCUACCAUGUUUUCAUGGGUAGUCGGUCGGUUGAAAAGGGCAAGGAAGCGAUUGAUAAGCUUCGACAAGAAUCUCCAAACGCAACCAACACGCUCGACCUAGUCCAGCUCGACCUCGCAAGUGAUGAAUCGAUCAAUCAGGCCUUUGCUCAGGUCCAAUCUGAGGUUGGACACAUCGAUGCGCUGCUAAAUAAUGCCGGGGCCACAUUCGACAUCGACUACAUUCGUGGAAAAACAUCGCUCCGUGAAUGCUUCACGAACGCUUAUAAUAUCAACGUGGCUGGCACGCACGUCAUGACCGCAACCUUCAUGCCGCUCCUACUCAAAUCCGCGGACCCGCGAUUGAUUUUUGUCACUGGCUUAUCGGCGAUCAAUCAAGCUGGGGAGAAGUACUUCCCAACUCCGCCAUUGCCAGCUGGGUGGCCGAAGAAACUUGACUUUGAAACCAUCGGAUAUCGCUGCAGCAAGACGGCACUGAAUAUGUUGAUGCUGGACUGGAAUCACAAAUUGAUGGCGGAUGGGGUGAAGGUCUGGUGUGUGGGACCGGGUAUCUUGGCGACGAAUCUUGGAGGUGUCCCAGAAUUGGCGAUCCAGAUGGGUGCUAAACAUCCGAGUGUUGGCGGUCGACUGUUGAAGCAGGUUGUGGAGGGGGAGCGGGACGACUCGGUUGGCAAGAUUGUGACUGCCGCGGGGGUGAAGCCAUGGUGA
This is a messenger RNA of Penicillium subrubescens, 795 nucleotides long. RefSeq names its product putative short chain dehydrogenase. NCBI's taxonomy places the organism in Eukaryota, Fungi, Ascomycota, Eurotiomycetes, Eurotiales, Aspergillaceae. The transcript is spliced from 2 exons. The record is from RefSeq and is a predicted model, not a curated record. Bases 1 to 795 code for a protein of 264 amino acids.